UCCUCCCGUCCUUAGGUGGCGAGCAGGCAGCCAGCAGACCGUCUCCAUGAGGCAGCAGUUAGAAGAUGCCGGCUCUGCCAGCGCUGCUGCUGUCGAUACACUUCUCCUCCUUCCUGCUAGUUACCAUGGCACCACGCUCCGGAAGCCAGGCCGCCCUGCUCUCCUCCGUCCGGAUGGCUGCGAUCCUGGAUGACCAGUCAGUGUGUGGGCGUGGGGAGCGGCUGGCUCUGGCCCUGGCCAGGGAGAACAUCAACAGUGUGAUGGAGGGAGGGGCCAGAGCCCGUGUGGAGGUGGACAUAUUCGAACUGCAGAGGGACUCCCAGUAUGAGACCACUGACACCAUGUGCCAGAUUCUACCUAAAGGAGUGGUGUCUGUGAUAGGCCCUGCCAACAGCCCUGCUUCUGGCUCUACUGUCAGUCAUAUAUGCGGAGAGAAGGAGGCCUUCUGCGAUUGGAGGAGCUAGUGCGMCGCUUCCUGAUCUCCAGGGAGACCCUGUCAAUCAGGAUGCUGGAUGACAGCCUGGAUCCCACCCCUCUGCUGAAGGAGAUACGAGACGACAAGGUGGCCACCAUCAUCAUCGACGCCAACGCCUCCAUCUCCUACCUCAUCCUCAAAAAGCUGAUCCAGUUCAUCUUCUAA
This is a messenger RNA of Salvelinus sp. IW2-2015, 640 nucleotides long. The record is from RefSeq and is a predicted model, not a curated record. NCBI's taxonomy places the organism in Eukaryota, Metazoa, Chordata, Actinopteri, Salmoniformes, Salmonidae.